CUUUUCUCAGUGUGCUCAGGCAAAUCCAGGGUGUUGUUUGCUGUUUAAAGUGUUGUGGAGAAUUUUUAAGUAUUUUUUUUAAAUCUCUGCCCCUGUGUGAUCAUACAGGGGCUUUUUUUUUUCAAAUCAAACAUUUUUCUUGUUUUCCUUUCUUUUUUCGAUGCUUUUUAUGUAAGCAUUUUGUCAAGACUGCUUACUUUUCUUGUCUCUGAUUCUCAGCUAGAACCUUUUUUCGUAGGUAUUUUUCUCCACCUUAAAGUCAGGUUGUGUACUGCUUUUACAGGCACCGUGGCAUUUUUAGAGCAAAACAUCCUUUGAGCUUCUCAGGAGUGAUGACUGGAGUAAUGUGAACAUACUUUUUUGGGGAAUCUACAUACCUGUUUUGGGAAUUGUAUUAUUUUUUUAUCCGAGUAAGUGACAAACUUGGAACCAUGAGUUUCAAUAACAUUCCUACAAAAUCAGAGGUCAUGAGUUGGGAUCCACAGCACUUAGCUGACUUUCUGAGAAGGCGAGAACUGACGGGUUGUGACAAAGUAAUCAUGAAAUGCAAUAUGAAUGGACAGAGAUUUCUGAACAUGUCAGAUAAUGAUCUUCAAAAAUUUCCCAAACUUCACGCUCCACUUAUUAUAAAGAUCUGUCGAGAAAUCAACAACAAGAAAGAGGAGAAGAGAAGUCUUUUUCCUAGAAGGACCCCUGCACCUGCAUUCCAAGAAACAGUUGUUCAGGAUGACCAAGGGUGGGAUUCAGAAGAGUUUGAAAGUGACUAUGAGACCCCAGAUUCGAACGAUGAAGGUGAGGGCAGUGGUGGAGAUUAUGAGUCGCCAGCAGAAGGAGGAGGGGAGAGCGAUAAUGAUUAUGAGCCACCCCCAAGUGAGCCCCCAGAUGACCUACAGCAUCACCAGAUCCGUGCUGCCAAGCCUAUGGGCAACAGCGAGUAUAUUGACAGACCUCAUGCUUCAGUCAAAAGCCAGCCUCCAGUGCCUCCUGCACGUCCUGGGCCUGGUCCUCCACUCCCAACCCCUGGACCUGGACGGCCAAGUACUGCUGGACCAUACCAGAGGUCAGAGCAGUCCCCUCACAGACCUCAGAAACCACCUCCUCCUGACCGCAGUAAAAAGCCAAGUACUCUGGAAAGAGGGUCUAACGCUCCACCAGCCCAAGGAGGACAUCUCUCAAAUGAAAGAAAUGCCCCACUCCCAAGGAGUGCUACAGCUCCUCAGAGGCAUUGUGGAUUAGAUAAGUUUACAGAACCUUCAAGAAUGCCCAAGCCUCCACUACCCACAGGGGGGGUGCGGAGGACUGCCUCCUCAGUCUCUAAUUACAGGCAAGCACCUGAACCCAGAAACGAGUUCCACGAUGACAGUGCCAGACACGGCUCCAACACCUUCCCUCUGCCGAGAAAUCCUUCACCAAGACCACCACCACAAAGACAUGGUGGUCAGCCUGAAAGUGUGCACCAGACCGGAUCCCUGCCGUCAAGGCUUCAGGAGGCAAUGAACAGCCACAGGAGUAGUUCAAGAGGCCCACCGCAACAACCAAUGAGGCCCACUGACCUAGAAACCGGGGGAGAGCAGGGCAUGGACCCUGCUUGGUAUGUGGGCCAGGUCACACGUAGUCAAGCAGAGGGCAGUCUGAGGCGGGUAAACAGGGAUGGAACAUUCUUAGUACGGGACAGCUCAAAGGGCUCGGCCACCCAACCGUACACACUCAUGGUACUUUACCAGAACAAAGUCUUCAACAUCCAAAUUCGCAAAGAACAACAUGGCUUCCUGCUUGGUACCGGCCUUAAAUCUAGUGAGAUCUUUCCAAGUGUCAGUGACAUCAUCAACCAACACAUGCAGAUGCCGCUGCUGUUGAUUGAUGCUAAGAACCGCGGAUCAGGUCAACAGAACCAGUGUACUCUGACUCACCCUGCUGGAUUUUGACCCUCUUCUCUACAACAGUAACUGGACAACAGCACUAGAGGACGAAACAGAAGAGCAGGAUAUUCCACCUGACCUGUUUAAUAAAAGAAGAAAAGCCUCCUUUCACUUCCUAUUAGUAAUCAAUUGUUCCCAGGGGGAAUUUUGUAUUUGUUUUUUGAUGUAUAUUUUAUGGAUUUAGUCACAGUGACACGCUCAGAUUAUGGACUAUUUGUGUGUCGUUAGUUGUUGAGAAAUUAGUCUGCGCUGCUCUCUUUUUAUAGCUUUGAGGAAAAAGGAAAGCAAGAGGAGCUGGAGACCACUGCUGACAUCAUAACUAGGGCAAAUAACCAAGUACAUGAGAUGACAAUAUGUUUUGAUCUACAUCCAUGAUGGAAAAAAAGCUUUUGUAAAUUUAUAGUGUCAAGUGUCACAUAGUUAAGUUUUGCAUUAACCCGUUGUCAAUAAUUCAUGUCCAUGUCUGAAACAUAUGUUCUCCGAGUUUGACCGAGCACAAAUCUAAAGAAUUUUGAAAGUCAAGCAAAAAGGAAAAUUCCUAAUGUAACAAAACAAAUUCAAACUAGUUGCGGUUAGAUGUUCAUCCAAAGUACAACUACACACUUAAAACAGAUGGUUUGUCGAACGUUCUUUAGUAGAGACAACAUUUCUAUGUUGAACCAUGAACACUCAAAGAACCAUUUGCAUGCUCUGGUCAUGGUGAAAUCAUUCUUCAGAUUGGCAGAGAAUGUGUUUAUACGGUUCCACGUGGAAUGUUUUGGGAAAUAGUUCUACACAGCACCACAAAUGGCUCUGUCACUGUUACGAUGUCAAGCUUGUAACAAUAGAAGAACCCUUUUGGUUCUAUGUACAACCAUUUUCAAAAAGGUUCUAUGUAGAACCAUAUACAACACAUGCUUUAUCAACCAUUGAACCAUUGCCUUUACUAGAGAACUUUUAAAGAGCCAUUGUUUCGUCACUGUAGGCCAAUCAGACGUUCUGUGGGGUAUUUCUCACCAUAGCAGACCUAGUUGUUAGUUCUUUCUGAAAAAGUUCAGAUUUACUACACAGAUUUACACUCUAUAUCUGUCCUGCAGACAGAAGCGCUUGGUCAACUUUUAACCGUGAAUUUUGUUCUGCUUUAAUAAAAGUCUACUUUUUUCCCCAAGA
Pygocentrus nattereri (red-bellied piranha) is the source of this 3068-nucleotide messenger RNA. It is a transcript of the gene lcp2a, whose product is annotated as lymphocyte cytosolic protein 2a. Gene Ontology annotation, molecular function: protein binding. Bases 432 to 1925 code for a protein of 497 amino acids. Gene Ontology annotation, biological process: intracellular signal transduction; cell surface receptor protein tyrosine kinase signaling pathway. NCBI's taxonomy places the organism in Eukaryota, Metazoa, Chordata, Actinopteri, Characiformes, Serrasalmidae. The record is from RefSeq and is a predicted model, not a curated record. The transcript has 21 exons.